GAGCCUUCCGGGCGCACACCAGACUCCGCAUCAGAGCAUCACUUGACCCACGCGGCGCCCGCGGCGGAGCGGGUGGAAGCGGUGAAGGAGUCCUACGACCCCGAGCUGCUGCAAACCCUGGAUCUUCCCGUUUUUUUGAAAGAUUGCGGUCUCAGCCGCUGCCGUCGGGGCGUCUACCUCGGGCACUGGGGCCAUGACGGCAGCGGCGGCACGCCAGGUGAAUCGGAAGGUGGGGUUCGUUAA
Molecule: messenger RNA, 243 nt
Organism: Durusdinium trenchii
Lineage: Eukaryota; Dinophyceae; Suessiales; Symbiodiniaceae
Source: the annotation of a GenBank genome assembly